ACCAAGCCAACACAUUUAGCAGCCAUGGGAAUUUCCGUCUUGUUAGGCCGACUGUUGGCAUUAUCCUCGGCCCUUGUUACGGCAGAUUCUACUUUCUCUACAAAGGGCUCUACCAAGUCCUACCCGGUGUCUGUGAAUGGAAUCGACUUGAAAACUGCUUCUGCCAAAGUCAUCACCGAUGCGCUGGCGAACAGGACUGUCACAUCUCUGGAUCUAGUCGACGCAUACAUACAACGUCUCGCUGCGAAUGACCAAGAAGGUUUGACUCUCCGGUCCUUCAUUGAGAUCGCUCCGACCGCACACGAGAUUGCGCGGGGAUUAGAUGCCGAGCGUGCCAGUGGCAAAGUUCGCAGUGCUAUCCAUGGCCUUCCUAUUGUCGUCAAAGAUGCGUAUAACACGGACAUGGAGCUCGGUAUGAACAGCACGGCUGGGUCCUAUGCCCUUUUGCAGGGGUCGCAUGCAAAGUCAGACGCCUUUGUUAUCAAGCAGCUGCGUGAUGCUGGCGCCAUUAUCCUCGGCAAGGCAAACCAGGACGAAUGGUCUGGACAGCGUGGCGCGAACAACGCUUCUGCUUGGAGCGCGCGUGGAGGGCGCAUGUCGGCGGCUUACGUCGAAGGUGGUUUUGCUGCCGGUGGUGACCCAGGUGGCAGUUCUGGCGGUCCUGCCGUGGCAGUCUCUGCUGGCUUCGCCGCCGCAUCCCUGGGUACGGACACCGAAGGCAGCAUUGUAAGCCCGGCCAGCCGAGCCGGCCUCUUUGGCCUCCGUCCUUCGACUGGCAUGACGAGCAGGACGGGUGUGAUACCCAUUUCCAGUUCCCAGGAUACUACGGGUCCGCUGGCCAAGUCUGUAUGGGACAUUGCCGCUAUUUUGGAGAUCAUGGCGGUGCACGACCCAGCCGACCUUUAUUCAGAGGCGGCGGACCCUUUCCGACAGAAGAACUACACGCAGUUUUUGGAUGCCAACGGUUUUCAGGGGCUGCGCAUUGGCGUGCCUCGGGAACCCUUCUGGAACGAGACACAGUUUGGAUAUCGAAGCGCCAUCAACCCCGGUGUGGAUGCAACCCUGGAGAGAUUGGCAUCACUGGGUGCACAGGUGAUAGAUCCCGUGGUAAUGCCGAAUGCCGACCGCUGGAGGUACGCAUUUGUCGGGGGAGUCGUGAGGGAUACUGCUGGGCGAGCUCAGAUACAGUACGACCUGAAAACCGACAUGGCCAACUACCUGACUACGCAGCGCACCAACACCACGGGCAUGGAAAGCCUCUUCGACAUCAUCUCCUUCAACGACGCCCACGCCAACCUUGAAUUCCCCCCGGGAAUCUGCUGCCAAGACGCUUUCGUGGCCGCCGAUCAGCUCGGAUCCAAGAACAGUUCGGCAGAAUACUGGUGGGGCAAGUUCCAGCAACAGCAGCUCAAUGAAGAGGGGAUCGAGUACGUCUUCCGACACUAUGACCUGGAUGUCUUGCUGGUGCCUACCGAGGGUGCCGCAUCCCGCUUGGGUGCCGUUGGGCGCCUUCCCGUCGGCAACGUCCCCGUGGGCCAGGAUGAGAUUGGUUUGCCUUUUGGCAUGUCUUUUGUUGGAAAGAGGUAUGAUGAGCCCAUGGUUCUGCGUGCCAUGUCAGCGUAUGAAGCACACUUUCCAGCGAGACCUGUUCCUUCUCUAUUAGACUAG
This is a messenger RNA of Periconia digitata, 1668 nucleotides long. NCBI's taxonomy places the organism in Eukaryota, Fungi, Ascomycota, Dothideomycetes, Pleosporales, Periconiaceae. The record is from the annotation of a GenBank genome assembly.